UGGUUGAGAGAGUGAAGGCCUACAAACAGCCUUCUGUAACAGAACGUGCUCAUGUACACCCACCAGCAGCCCCGUCUCCCAUCAGCUGUGUGUGCAUGAGGAUGUUGCCUCUGAGGCAGCAUAGAUAUGAUGUAAUCUAAAACCUCAGUCCUGACAGGAGAGAGAGAGAGAAAGAGAGAGACAAAGCCAGAGCCAGAGCUGGGUAGAAACCGCGCGGUAGGGCCUGCGGAUGGAUCUCGGCUGUUUUUGCACUGUCUAAAAUACAUUUGGGAAACCUUCUGUCGAAACGGUUCCGUGUUGUUGUGGAAGUCAUGCCGCGGACGUUUGUCCCCUCCCGACGAAGAGGAUGCUGGCUGUAGAAGCAGCACCGGCCGGGGAUGCUGUUGGUGAGCUUGACUCCCCCAUCUCCAUCAGUUUUAUUAACCACCAUGGCUCAGGAGUCCUCUUCCGCAGCCGGUCCAACAUCCUCCUCCGUGUGAACAUGCCCCGCUCUCCGCCUCCAUCGUCGACAUCGGUCCGAGCUAGCUGUCGCCUUUCCCCCCGUGAUGACAGGCGGGCGCCCGCUUCACAUUUCAACACUUGUAGGCCCUUUAUGUCCGCUGAAGAGUAUAUUAUCACCGCGUCUGAGAUCACAUUUUGAGCUGUUGUUUUACCAGCAUUGAUUUCCACUUUCAACAGAUUAUUUUUGGAGCCGGAAGAUGGGCCCCGUCCACUACCGGACCUGGUUUCGCCCUGAUCUGAGUUUCAUGUAUUUCUUGACCUUACAAGCCACAAUGCAUUUGUGACUAAGCUUCAGUUGUCCUGUUUCCUUUUUGGGACAUUUCCCCUGCUUUACUCGCCUUUCCCGCCACCCUGCAGAGCCCCAUGAAGCCUAUUUGCCCUGCGGGGGAAUGAGCAGCCUCCAUCCCUCCAGCAGACGCCUGCCCGCUGCUCCUGCUGUCCGCCGUGGGGCCCUGCUGUGACUUCACAGGGUUGUGGAGGUCCUGACAACUUUAAAAACGGGAAAGGUGGGGACGUUUGCCUUUCCAGCUCAGGUUUAAACCAUGGCCAAUGAACCUGUCAUCCUUAACGUGUAUGAUAUGUACUGGAUAAACGAAUACACUUCCAAUCUGGGUAUUGGAGUCUUCCACUCAGGCAUCGAGAUUUAUGGCCGAGAAUUUGCAUACGGGGGUCAUCCUUACCCUUUCAGUGGCAUCUUUGAGAUCAAUCCCGGGAACGCCACUGAACUGGGAGAGACAUUCAAAUUCAAGGAGGCCAUUGUUUUGGGCACCACAGACUUCACAGAGGAGGACAUGGAUAAAAUCAUGGAAGAGCUCGGUAAAGAGUUCAAAGGCAACGCCUACCAUCUAAUGCACAAAAACUGCAACCACUUCUCCUCCUCGCUGUCUGAGUUGCUGUGUGGACGAGAAAUCCCUCGCUGGGUCAACAGACUGGCGUACUUCAGCUCCUGCAUCCCCUUCCUGCAGAGCUGCCUACCCAAGGAGUGGUUAACCCCGGCCGCCCUGCAGAGCCACAUCAGCCUCGGCCUCCACAAAGAGGAGCAUAACGAGUCCAGCGACGAGGACCCUUCAUCGCCCGGAGCGGCGGCCGGCGGCUCCUCCCACAGCUGUUGCCACACGAGGGUGUGAAGCGGCCGACUACAGUACACUGACAUGUGGACGUCCCCGCCACCUCUGCCAGUGGCUCAAGUGGCAUUAGUAGGCUUGAACAACCAGCUGACCUCAUACUGUUUGCACUCUUGAGUAAAGAGGCAGGAAAAGCAGCUGCUGCCAGAGACUUCAGACCUACAGGGAGCCUGCCGGUCCUUCCUGCAGACAACAGGAGGAAAAACUUUGACCUGAGCACUGAAGCUCAGACUCCACAACAACCACUUGUAGAUCUGAAGUUUGCAGUACAUUAUUUUAAGUCUUUUCCCUGAACUUUGAAACCUUUGUCAGCCUUGUUCCUUGCCCUACCUUCAGAGCUGCUUUUGUAGAACAACUAGACACAGUGCUGAGACUACUUAUGGGGACAUUAACAGGAAACUGCUACUCUGCUUAAUGUCAACAAGUUCUCGUACAAUAACCUCGAUGUGGCCUUCAGUUGAUAUCGUUGACUCUGCUUUUAUUGUAUGGGACUUAACUAGUUAACUUUGGCCAUUUUAGAAGGUUUAAAGAGGAUUUAAUCCUUCCUCAAAGUUCAGUCUGAACUCGUAAAAAUGUUGCAUGUUGAAAGAAUUUGACAAAACGUCCAACUGAUCUGAGACGCCACACUUCUGACCAUAUCAUCAAGUAUUUCUUCUCCGCUUAUCUUUUGUAAAAUAACAAAACAAAUGAUCCAACCUGAGGCUUGUACAACAGUGAACUUCCAGUUAGCUGCCAGUUUAACCUGGUUCAUAGACAAUUGUAAACAAUCAAGGGCAAAUACUGUUCAGUUUAAAUAGUCGCUGUUCAUACAGCUUCGGGUAGCCCAGUCACUAUCUGUGAACAUCUCAGAGACUAGAAAGUCAAGCUGCUACACUGUUAAUUAUUGACUUUGUAACCCAGUAAAAUGUUUGUCUACGCUUUUAUAUCCAUAUGGUCUUUAUAUUAUAACGGUGUGAUAACGUCCAGGCUAGGUAAUGUACAUUUACGCCCGGAGAGUGUUCCUCUAUGGUACUCGUCUUAUCACAUUUUUCACCGAUAAACCAAUAAAAACGGAGCAGUGAUGAGAAAGAAAAGCAGAAAAGCAGUAUUCUCCUUUAAAAUACAGCAAUCCUUAAAGCAGUGGGUCCCACAUUUUAGGAAAUGUACUUAAUCGCUUUCUUGCCGAAAGUUAGAUGAGAAGAUCAAUACCAUUUUUAUGUCAGUAUGGUAAAUAUAAAGCUACAGCCAGCAGCUGGUUAGCUUAGCUUAGCAUAAAGGCUGUAAACGGGGGGAAACAGUGAGUCUGGCGCUGUCCAAAGAUAACAAAAUCCACAUGAAAUCUCACCAUUAACACAUUACAUCUUGUAAGUUUAACUCAACAAAAACCCAAUUUCACAGAUUCCCCCCAUUUCCAUUCUUUAUGCUAAGCUAAGCUAACCAACUGCCACCUGAAUCUUCAAAUUGAUCCCAAAGACAUGAGGUGGGUUUCAUCUAACUCUCAGCAAGAAAGUGUAUUUCCCAAAAAACGGUUCCUUCAAGACUAUAUUUUUGAUUUAUUUCAACUGUGAAGGUUUACAGAUACAACGCAUGUUGUUGAUAGUAAGCAAUCCAUUUUAAGGAGUUAAUUAUACAUCUGAAUUUUGCUGCGGUGAGAUGUUCAGAAACUCAUAAAGGGAUCGUUGUGGUUUUAGCAUACAUGCAGGUACACAACCCCAUUAAUGACCAUCCCCCCUCUGAUACUGAUAAUGGUGGUGAUUGCAAUGAUGAUAAUAAUUAUGUUUUUGUUAUUUUUAAAUGCAAAUUAAGCUCAGUGAACCAGGCCAGAUGUGAUUUUAAUUGUGUUCCAUCCCUCCUACUGCUACGGCAGUGGGUUCAUGGACAGCUAGCCUUUCUCAGGAAGGAAACCAUGUAACUCGUUAUAGUCACAGUCAUCUCAUUCCGGCUGAACACCUUGUUAAAUGGGGUAGGAAAAGUGCAAAUUGAUGAUUUGACUGCUUCAUGUUCCUAAAUAAGCUAUAUUGUUAUUUACUUUAGAUGUAGUUUUACAUUUCACCAAGUGUGAUGUGUCCAGUUUUCUUUGGGGUAUAGUUUGAGUUUGCAGGAGCUGUACAGGGAUUAGUAACCCGUUUAGUAACAAGUCUUUGGCACUUUCUACAGAGCAGACCAGACAGGUAUUUUUUUCUCUUGCUCUGUACCAACCAUAACCUUACAUUUCUUUUUCCUAACCCAAGACAAUUUCAAGAAUGAGGAUAUAGAAUAAAGAGACAGAAUAACAAA
Etheostoma spectabile (orangethroat darter) is the source of this 3881-nucleotide messenger RNA. RefSeq names its product deubiquitinase DESI2. The record is from RefSeq and is a predicted model, not a curated record. The coding region runs from base 1044 to 1628 and encodes 194 amino acids. Lineage: Eukaryota; Metazoa; Chordata; Actinopteri; Perciformes; Percidae. Gene Ontology annotation, molecular function: deubiquitinase activity. Gene Ontology annotation, biological process: protein deubiquitination. The transcript is spliced from 5 exons.